Anopheles funestus (African malaria mosquito) is the source of this 1366-nucleotide messenger RNA. Its product is annotated as omega-amidase NIT2-like. Lineage: Eukaryota; Metazoa; Arthropoda; Insecta; Diptera; Culicidae. The coding region runs from base 293 to 1129 and encodes 278 amino acids. The record is from RefSeq and is a predicted model, not a curated record. The transcript is spliced from 2 exons. Gene Ontology annotation, biological process: oxaloacetate metabolic process; L-glutamine metabolic process. Gene Ontology annotation, molecular function: omega-amidase activity. Gene Ontology annotation, cellular component: mitochondrion.
AACGUCAAAACAAAUCUCAGUCCGUAACCGGUCACCCGGUCGCCGUAUGGUUUCCGGGGGUCAAACAGGAAAGCUGAUAGCGUACAGCACCAGUACAAUCGAAACCCUGUCCACAGAGCAGAUGGUGUUCCGAGCGUGCAAGGUGCAGCAGUAGUUCGGGAACGCACUUGACCGUGAGUAGCAGUCAAAGCAGUAACGGCAACGGUAAAGUGCAGUGUUUGGUAAAAUCGGGCCUAGAAACCUGUGGAAUAGCGUUGUUCGUUGUGUACUGUCGUCCGUCCGUGUUACCAAAAUGACGAUCAAGAUCGCUCUCAUACAGCUGCGUGUAGUUGAUUCGAAGGAGAAGAAUCUUAAGAAUGCCAUCGAUCUUAUACGCAUCUCAAAGAAGGAAAAGGAUGCAAAUGUGGUCGUGCUACCGGAGUGUUUCAACGCACCGUACACGGCCGAUUCAUUGCAGGACGUGGCUGAGGAGAUCCCGAGUGGUGAAACCUGUCGGGCACUGUCGAAUGCUGCCCGCGAUUUCGGUGUGCACGUUGUCGGUGGUUCGAUCGUCGAAUCGUUUAGUGGACGGCUCUACAACACCUGUACCGUCUGGGGCCCUGAAGGUGAUCUAGUGGCAAAAUAUCGGAAGGUGCAUCUGUGUGAUUCGAGCCUUAGCGGGAAAACGACGGUAGCAGAAACGAAGCUAUUCACGCCCGGUGACAAAUAUGCCACGUUUACCGUUGGAGAAACGCGCAUCGGGCUGGGUAUUUGUUGGGAUAUGCGGUUCGCCGAGUUUGCCACUGCCUAUCGCACGAUGGGCUGCGAUCUACUAAUCUAUCCGGCAGUGUGUGAUGUACCGACCGGAGAGCAACACUGGGAGCUACUGGCCAAGGCACGUGCUCUGGACAACCAAACGUUUGUCGCAUUCUGUUCACCUGCGCGGGACACACACGCCAAGCUGAUCCCGUACGGCCAUUCGCUGGUGGUCGAUCCUUGGGGUCGCGUCAUCCAACGAGCAACCGAGUUUCAGGAGAUCGUCGUGGCGGAUCUGAUACUCAAGGAGCUGUCCGACGUUCGCAAGCGGAUACCGGUGUUCGAUCAGAAGCGAACGGAUCUGUACGAGCUGAAGGUUGACUGUACUGUCUGAAACGUAAUUUCGCAAUCAUCGUAUGCGAUUGCGAAUCGUAUGCCGUACAAUGGACAGCGAUGAUGAUCGCGUGUGUUUGUUCCUUAUUUUGCCUUGUGUUGUGAUCAUCUUUUUGCUAUACUGUGUGCUCGGUUUUAGAAGAUCAAAUGUUAAACAAUCUUUCGUAUGGUACCAUAGCUACUUUUUUCGGUUUACUGAUAAUGAAUAAAAACAUACUCUUUUGCAAUAGUCUAAUAA